Molecule: messenger RNA, 978 nt
Organism: Enterobius vermicularis (human pinworm)
Lineage: Eukaryota; Metazoa; Nematoda; Chromadorea; Rhabditida; Oxyuridae
Source: the annotation of a GenBank genome assembly
AUGCGACCGUCAAGGGACGAGUUGGGACUGAGUGCUGAUAACCUUCCGUCUUACACCAACCAGUUCAAAUUGUCUGUUCCACGCUUUAAAAGAAUAGAUUUUUCUGAUGUAGUAGAUGAAGCAAUUGAGGAGCGUAAACCGGCUUGGAAAAGUUGGCAAGAGUCCAUUAAAGAUUCUUAUUACCAGGUAAGCUACGAAAUAAAAUUUUUUGACUCUCAGCUUGAGCAGCAACGCCAUUUGCGUAGAUCUCAGAGUCCAUUUGAAGAGCUUUCCUUGCGCAGCGGAAGCCGACGACUUCCAAGCUACCGUCUGGCAGGAACAAGAAAUACUGGCUCACUGGAUUCUGGUGAACGAACAUCGCUCAUUUUAGGGCCGUACGCAGCUCCUGCAGUUUCUGUAACUGCAGGCAUUGAAUCUCGUUACGAUUCCAAAGUUGAUGAUGUUGAAGCACGGCUGCUAAAAACGUCAAUUCUUCCUGAUUCGAUGAAAACAGUGACAAAACGCACUCCACGGAAGUCUUCAGCUCCAGUUUACACAAUUGACCCAGAGGACGAGUCGUACAUACCCCGACCUUACUAUAGCCGCCCACCACACCGCGAUGAUCCGGACUAUUUUGAUUUUGAUUUGCAAUAUUCGGUUGAUAUGUAUAAACGACCAGAAGGGAAAUAUGUCCCAAAAGGGCCACAGGUAUGGGAAGAAAAACUUCUUGGUGAAGCCAAGGCAAAAGGUGAUGUUCCACUUUCAGGAUACAUGUUUACAAAAGGUGACAGUGACUGGCGCACAAAUGGGACUUCUUACUUAAGCGCAGCUUUAAGGACGCCGUCAUUCUGGGAACACCGUUUCGAAUCAAUGGGUCGUGAAGUUCGGGAUAGCAACCCGAUCAGUUUGGAGAGCAUUGCAAGAAACAAACCUACACCAAGUCGCUGGACUGAAUAUCAUGACCCAGAACUUGAGGACGAUCUCUCUGAUAGUGACUGA